AUGCAGCGCAAGGCAUUUUGGAGUGCCCUGGAGUACACCUGCCGAUUGCUGGGCAUCUCCACUGCAGCAGUGCUGAUCGGUGUGGGCAUAGAAACUCUGCAGCGAGGACAAUUUAAAAGCCUGGCUUUCUAUCUGCUUUUUUCAGGGGUUGCAGUUACUGUCUGCGAAGGCUUCUUCUUUAUCAGUUUGUUCCUGGAGAUGUGCUUCACUCACAAGCCUGAAUUCCUGGCACAGGCCUUCUGGAAGCGAGCUAGAUGCCCAGGGAGCUUCCAGAAAUUCCUGGGCUACACUCUGCUCUCAGUGGCUUGCUUCCUGCAUCCCGUCCUCGUCUGGCAUGUCACCAUCCCUGGCUCCAUGCUGGUGCUCACUGCCCUGGCCUACUUCCUGCUGAGCAAGAGGAGGAAGAGCCCAGGGCACAAAGACAUGCAUCCCCAGGCAGGUCAGUACGUGGACCCUUCAGCCACUGAGGCAGCCCCAACCAUCAUUGGUGACACUGAGCAGACCUACACCUUCCACGGGGCCCAGAGGGAGCAGCACCGCUCGCUUCUGGGCCAUAUGAAGAGCAUCCUGAAGGGCAGCAAGGACAGCAGCUCAGCCCCAGAAACUCCUGUCCAACCAGCAGCCGUGCCCGUCCCUCGCAAGCAAGUGCACUUUCAGGAGAAGGUGGUGCAGAUCAUCCCCUCUGUCAGCGAGGACUUGGAGGAUGUGGAGAGUGAGGCUGAGGAGACCACAUCGGACACAACACCCAUCCUCACCUCACCUGAUGCCCCCAUCAUCAUCGCCCCUCUCAGCUCUGCCGGCCUCUUUUGA
Messenger RNA from Vidua macroura (Pin-tailed whydah), 810 nucleotides. RefSeq names its product transmembrane protein 72 (gene TMEM72). The coding region runs from base 1 to 810 and encodes 269 amino acids. The record is from RefSeq and is a predicted model, not a curated record. The transcript is spliced from 5 exons. Lineage: Eukaryota; Metazoa; Chordata; Aves; Passeriformes; Viduidae.